This is a messenger RNA of Fraxinus pennsylvanica, 861 nucleotides long. NCBI's taxonomy places the organism in Eukaryota, Viridiplantae, Streptophyta, Magnoliopsida, Lamiales, Oleaceae. The record is from the annotation of a GenBank genome assembly.
AUGGCUUCCCCGGCUACGAGAUUUGUCUUCGCACUUCUUACAUUUGUCACCAUGGGAAUGAUAAUCGGGGCUUUGUUACAAUUAGCAUAUAUUCGAAGGUUGGAAGAUUCAUAUGGAACUGAAUCUUCCUUGAGAAGAUUAAGUGAAAUUCGGAAUGGAGGUGGUGUUCAACUUACUCGAGGUAUUUCUCACUGGGAGGACAAAGAAGCCUUGAUUUUACGUCUUGGAUAUGUCAAACCUGAAAUAAUUAGCUGGUCGCCGCGCAUUGUUGUAUUUCAUAACUUUUUAAGUACAGAGGAAUGUGAUUAUCUUAGAGAACUUGCCAAGCCUCGUCUGCAGGUUUCUACAGUUGUGGAUACAAGAACCGGAAAGGGAAUCAAGAGUAAUGUUAGAACAAGCUCUGGAAUGUUUCUUAGCAAUGAAGAAAGGAAAUACUCUCUGAUACAGGCAAUUGAGAAACGAAUAUCUGUAUAUUCUCAAGUACCAAUAGAAAAUGGAGAGCUUAUACAAGUAUUGAGGUAUGAAAAAAAUCAGUUUUACAGACCACAUCAUGACUAUUUUUCUGACACGUUUAAUUUGAAGCGGGGUGGUCAACGAGUGGCAACAAUGCUUAUGUACUUAAGUGACAAUGUUGAAGGAGGAGAGACAUUCUUCCCACAGGCUGGAUCGGGCGAGUGUAGCUGUGGUGGGAAAAUGGUUAAAGGAUUGUGUGUGAAGCCAAAUAAAGGAGAUGCUGUGCUUUUCUGGAGCAUGGGGCUUGAUGGACAAUCAGACCCGAAUAGCAUACACGGUGGAUGUGAAGUAUUGUCGGGAGAGAAAUGGUCUGCUACUAAAUGGAUGAGACAGAAAACUGCAACCUAA